This is a messenger RNA of Lycium ferocissimum, 819 nucleotides long. RefSeq lists its product as uncharacterized. The record is from RefSeq and is a predicted model, not a curated record. Lineage: Eukaryota; Viridiplantae; Streptophyta; Magnoliopsida; Solanales; Solanaceae. Bases 1 to 819 code for a protein of 272 amino acids. The transcript is spliced from 2 exons.
AUGCAAGACCAAAAACCCAUUGCCUUUUUUAGUGAAAAGCUUAAGGGCGCGACGUUGAAUGACUCCACCUAUGAUCUUGAAUUGUAUGCUUUGAUUAGAGCUUUGGGUAAUUGGCAAGACUACUUGUGGCCUAAAGAGUUUGUUGUUAGGACCGACCAUGAGUCCUUGAAACAUCUGAAGGCCCAAGGUUUUAACCCACUAGCCCCUCUAUAUCUCAUCCCUUUGUCUCAAGAUGUUGUUUUGAGUUUAGAUGGAAACAAAAGGGAAGAGAAUAUGAAGAAGUUGCAUGAGAAGGUGAGGCUUCACCUUGAGAGGAAGAAUCAAGAGACGGCCAAUAAAGCAAACAAGGGUUGCAAGAGAGUUGUACUUGAACCGGGUGAUUGGGUUUGGGUAGAUUUUCGCAAAGAAAGGUUUCCCAACAAAAGGAAGACCAAGUUGAUGCCUAGAGGAGAUGGUCCAUUUGAGGAGCUUGAGCGGCUCAAUGAGAAUGCAUACAAGAUUGAUCUUCAUCCAGAAUAUCAAGUUCAUAACACCUUCAAUGUGUGUAAUCUCUCGCCUAUGGAUGUGGAUGAUGGUGACCCCUUAAAUUUGAGGAAAAAUUCUUUUCAAGAAGGGGAGCAUGAUACAAACCGAGUUGCAUCAAGGCCUUUUACAAAGAGCCAAGCCCGUGGGCUUCAAGCAUUGCAAGGGUUGUUCAUGAAGAGGGACGUACUUGAGUACACUCUAGAGCCUUCCCGGGGAUUCCAAGUGUUGAUGAUUGCAUCGGAGGAAGGUAUGGAGAAGAGUGGCGAAGAUGGAUAUGCAUUGCAAAUAGGCUAA